Messenger RNA from Ustilaginoidea virens, 504 nucleotides. RefSeq lists its product as uncharacterized. Bases 1 to 504 code for a protein of 167 amino acids. The record is from RefSeq and is a predicted model, not a curated record. NCBI's taxonomy places the organism in Eukaryota, Fungi, Ascomycota, Sordariomycetes, Hypocreales, Clavicipitaceae. The transcript has a single exon.
AUGACUACACCGCUUGAUCCCCACAAAGACCAAGACCAAGUCGCUCAUUACUCCUCAAACUGGUAUCCGCCGCGAUUACAGAGCCAAUACCGCCUGAUCCCCACAAAGACCAAGACGAAGUCGCUCAUGACUCCUCAAGCCUGUAUUACAGAGCCAAGACCGUUGGCUACAUUGAUCCAGCAAAGACAUGGACGAAGACGAGGACAAAGAAGACCGACAAGACCAAGACGAAGACGGAGAAAGGAAGUAAAAAGGCCAAAGCUCGUCACACUCCUCGCCUGCCAUUCGUCUGCAGCUCGCGUGUGCCCUCGACAAGCACCGCCUGGCACUGCCUGCAGAGCCUCGACGACCCGCGGUUGCGAAUCACGUACUCGUUCCAGAUGCCCUCCUUGCAGCCGCCCCGGGAAGGGUAUCGCGCUCGCUGGGCAUCGAAACAAAGCGGCGUGCUGUCGCGCCCCAGCUCAGUGUGGCCCGGACAGGUGGGACAUGGAAGAAGCCAGAUGA